ACUCGCACCCACCGACCACUCCUCGUCGUCUCCAACCUCUCCGCAAAAACCCUAACCCCACCGGAGAGCGAGCCCCCCGCCGCGGAGGAGGAGCAAGAUGUCCCGCAGCGGGCCGGUCACCCAGGACUGGGAGCCCGUGGUCGUGCGCAAGAAGCUGCCCAACGCCGCCGCCAAGAAGGACGAGAAGGCCGUCAACGCCGCCCGCCGCGCCGGCGCCGACAUCGACAUCUCCAAGAAGCAUAAUGCUGGGACAAACAAGGCUGCCAAUAGCGGCACAUCGCUCAACACAAAGAGGCUUGAUGAUGAUACAGAGAAUCUUGCUCAUGAGCGUGUGCCGUCAGACCUGAAGAAGGGCAUUAUGCAGGCAAGAAUGGACAAGAAACUCACACAGGCACAGCUUGCACAGAUGAUCAAUGAGAAGCCACAAGUCAUCCAGGAGUACGAGUCAGGCAAGGCCAUCCCGAACCAACAGAUCAUUGCCAAGCUGGAAAGGGCUCUUGGUACAAAGCUGCGAGGCAAGAAGUGAAGGCCGGCUCACAUCUGACAGGAGCUCAGGCUUUCAAGAGAGCUUGGCUGGGCAAGUUUUACCGCUAAAAUUGAUGUUGGCUAAGACCUUAUAGAGCCAGUCUACUAAAUCAUGCGACCCUAAGAAACCCUUGAACUGAUAUGUCGCUUAGGUUUGGGUGAAUGUAAUUAUAACUAGCUUCUGCGUAUCUGGGUUUCGUUUCGUCAGUGGGUUCUCAUCGAUGUGAACUGUUUCUGAAUGCCUGAACCUAUAUAAUCAGUCUUGGUUACUUCA
Messenger RNA from Lolium rigidum, 799 nucleotides. Its product is annotated as multiprotein-bridging factor 1a-like. Gene Ontology annotation, cellular component: nucleus. Bases 98 to 526 code for a protein of 142 amino acids. The record is from RefSeq and is a predicted model, not a curated record. The transcript is spliced from 4 exons. Gene Ontology annotation, molecular function: DNA binding. Lineage: Eukaryota; Viridiplantae; Streptophyta; Magnoliopsida; Poales; Poaceae.